AUGGGCUCCAGUCCUCUGGAGCUGGCUGUGAAACCAUUCUAUUACCGCACAGCAAAAGGCGAUUCUCCAAGUUUCGAGCUGGUGAGCAAUGUAAGUUUCCAGAGUAUAAUACCAGCUGAGGAACAAGGUGUGUUGUGGCUCUCCAUUGGGGCUGAAGUCCUGGAUAUCUUUCUGAUGCUGACAAGUGCCAUCCUCCUGGACUCUAGAGUGAGUUGUCACAGCCCUGGGUUCAACUGGCUCAAGGUGGAUGCCUCAGUAGCCAUCCUUAUGGUGCUCGCAGAGCUCCCAGGCAUGGUGAUUCAUGUGAUGUACACAACUAUUUUUCAAAUUACUGUGAACCAUGGACCAGAAGAUUGGAAGCCUCGGAUGUGGGACUAUGGCUGGUCAUACUGCCUCGCCUGGGCUUCUUUCACCCUCUGCAUGGCUGUGUCCCUCAUGGUCAUGAGCAGGUACACAGCCGCCUGCCUGGAAUCCAGACAGAAGCAGAAGGCACAGAAGAGCCCACUGUAGCCUCAGCAUAACCUCCCAGUGCCUGAGGCUUCACAGAGUGUUUGGGCUCCAGGAGGUGCUCCCAGCCCUGCUGGACAUGCUGUUCUGAAGGUCACUAGACACCUGCCACCAAGUGUCCCAGGCAAGGUGUCUGUGUGCUAG
Heterocephalus glaber (naked mole-rat) is the source of this 651-nucleotide messenger RNA. RefSeq names its product GSG1 like 2 (gene Gsg1l2). Lineage: Eukaryota; Metazoa; Chordata; Mammalia; Rodentia; Bathyergidae. The record is from RefSeq and is a predicted model, not a curated record. Gene Ontology annotation, cellular component: plasma membrane.